CUUCUCCCCGGUGGCUUUAGUCCCUUAGUCUCCGUCCCCGGAGCGCGUGCAUCUAUCGGUAUCCAUCUCAUGCUCUCUGGAUCGAUAUAACUCGCCUCUCUGCCGCCGCCCUGUCUUUUCUCGUCCUCCGGUGUUCUCUGGCUUCCCUACUUCCUUCUCUCUCUUGUUUGUGCCGUCCCUUCCAGUUGCAGCGCUGUCGUCUUCGAACAAGUGGAACAUCAUGGCCAGGCCCGGGCGCUCCAUAACCCGCAAGUCCGGCAGCAAUCAGAGAUAUAGCACCGUGGUCCUCGGUGCUGGUGGCGUUGGAAAGUCCGCGCUCGUCAUGCGGUACGGAAAGAACACCUUCCUGGACCAGUACGACCCCACAAUCGAAGAGGAGUACGAGGUCACCGUUGAGUACGAAGGGAAGCGUAGCUAUCUCCAAAUUCUCGACACCGCGGGGGUCGAACAGUUCACGGGCAUUAAUGAGACUUGCAUUGAGAACGGACAGGGAUUCGUGCUUGUCUUCAGCUUGACUCAAGAAGCCUCCUUGAAGGAUGUGGAUCAUAUCCGACAACAAAUCUACCGCAUAAAGGGCGGGGAGCAGGAUAUUCCCAUCGUAGUAGUGGGGACCAAGAUGGACCUUACCGGCGAGCGCGAGGUCUCUAGCGAGACCAUGCAGGAACUCGCGGUGAAGUGGGGUCUGCCCUUCUACGAGACGUCAGCGAAGAAGGGCUGGCACGUCAACGAGGUGUUCAAUCACCUCCUGUCCCGCAUGCGCAAGCGGUACCCCAACGGCGUUCCGAAGAGCAAGAAGCGGCGAAGGGACCAGUGCCUCAUCAUGUAGGACGUCCCUUCGCCCUCCCGAGUCUCGCUCCGCCGUUUCCCUUCGGCCUUGGACCUUUUGCAGCAUUUCGCGUCGGCCUUGCCGUCGCUGACGACUUGCGGCGGCUUGAGCGCGCGGACCCGUCCGUUCUCAUGGUACCCGCCCGUAUAAUUUUCGCAUACUUUACGUUUUACGUCCCGACCCACAGCCGCUCCUUACCGCACUCACGCCCUUGUUUACAUAUACUCACGCCAGGCUAAUACCCGCUCUCAAUCGACGCUCUGCUUUCGCGCUACUCGCAGCAUUUGGCUUAGUUACAGAUACCACACUCACUGUUUAGUAGCACACGAUAAUUGUCCGACCUUCCCUUGGUAGUAGCAGCCCUGUUUCCUUAGCAGACUCUCCCCCACGCACCUUAACCAACC
Messenger RNA from Trametes versicolor FP-101664 SS1, 1230 nucleotides. RefSeq names its product ras-domain-containing protein. Gene Ontology annotation, cellular component: plasma membrane. Gene Ontology annotation, biological process: signal transduction. Lineage: Eukaryota; Fungi; Basidiomycota; Agaricomycetes; Polyporales; Polyporaceae. The transcript is spliced from 8 exons. Gene Ontology annotation, molecular function: GTP binding; GTPase activity; GDP binding. The record is from RefSeq and is a predicted model, not a curated record. The coding region runs from base 221 to 826 and encodes 201 amino acids.